Molecule: messenger RNA, 3680 nt
Organism: Lineus longissimus
Lineage: Eukaryota; Metazoa; Nemertea; Pilidiophora; Heteronemertea; Lineidae
Product: carnitine O-palmitoyltransferase 1, liver isoform-like
Exons: 18
Coding region: 121-2424 (767 amino acids)
Biological process (GO): fatty acid metabolic process; carnitine metabolic process
Cellular component (GO): mitochondrion
Molecular function (GO): carnitine O-palmitoyltransferase activity
Source: RefSeq, a predicted model, not a curated record
CUGGUGGACGCUGGUAGCCAGUGGUCGACGCUGUUUAGGAUGACCGCUGGCAAGUGCGAGCUUCAUUUUUGAUGUUGUGAGUUCUCAUCGAAAUAUCCUCACACAAAACACUGGGGCAAGAUGGCAGAAGCUCACGCAGCAGUUGCCUUCUCCUUCUCUGUGACUCCCGAUGGAGAGCUCGAUGUCAACUUCAACCGUGACGUCCUUCGAGCUGUCUGGGAGAGUGGCAUACGCUCGUGGAGAAGGCGCUUCGAAAGGUUCAAGAACCGGGUGCAUAAUGGUGCCUAUCCAGCCUCGCCCAUGAGCUGGUUGUUUGGAGUCACCUUCAUCCUCGCCCUAACACUUGCCCAGUAUGACGUCUCCUUCGGUCUUGUCCGCAAAAUAGAGCAUAAUUUGCCCAUGGUGAUGGAUAUCUCUGCACCAUAUGACCUGUAUCUCAGCUGCAUCAUCUCGGCCACGAUCCUCUGGAUGGCCAUGAUAUACCUUAUGAAGUGGUUCAUCAUGAAACUCCUCCAGUACCACGGCUGGAUGUACGACCCUAGGGGAAAGAUGACCAUCAAGACCAAGAUCUGGCUGGGUAUGAUGAAAUUCGUUGGACAUCGCAAGGCUCAACUGUACAGCUGGCAGGGAUCGUUACCAAAGCUUCCGGUGCCAAGUCUCGAGGGUACCAUGACGAGAUAUCUAAAGUCAGUGCGUCCACUACUCAAUGACUCUGAGUAUGAACGCAUGAGUCUACUCGUUGAAGCCUUCAAGAGUGGCAUUGGCAAGAAACUCCAGUUCUACCUCUACCUUAAACAUUGGUGGUCUCCCAAUUAUGUUGCUGAUUGGUGGGAGGAGUAUGUGUACCUGCGAGGUAGAUCCCCUAUCAUGGUCAACAGUAACUUCUAUGGUCUGGAUGCCAUCUUGGUGCAGCCCUCCUCUGUCCAGGUGGCACGUGCCGCCAAUGUCAGCCAUGCUUUCCUCACGUUCAUGAACCUCAUCGACCGGGAACAACUCCAGCCCAUCUAUGUCAAUAAGACUGUGCCCCUCUGCUCGGCCCAGUAUGAGAGGAUGUUCCAGACAACUAGGAUCCCAGGUAUCGAAACCGACAUGCUCGUCCACGUUCAGGAGAGUAACCACUUCACCGUCUACCACCAGGGACGUUACUUCAAAGUCUAUUUCAAACAUAAGGGACGUCUGCUCAAACCAUGUGAGAUUGAAGUUAUGCUGCAGCAGAUCGUGGACAACAAAUCUGAACCGAGCACCGGUGAGGAGCACUUGGCUGCCUUGACAGCCGGCGACCGCACACCUUGGGCCAAGGCAAGGAAGCAGUUCUUCUCCAAGGGAGUCAACAGGACUUCACUGGAUGCUAUUGAAAAGGGUGCAUUUGUAUUGGCUCUUGAUGAAGAUGAGCAAACAUAUGAUCCAGAAGACCACACAAAGCUUGACAACUACUGCCGGGCGAUGUUGCAUGGCAAGGGAUACGAUCGCUGGUUUGACAAGUCCUUCACGCUCGUUGUCUGUAAAAAUGGGCGGAUUGGCUUCAACGGUGAACAUUCGUGGGCAGACGCCCCCAUUCUAGGACACCUGUGGGAGUACUGCAUGGGCGCGGACGUCGUAGACGGAGGAUAUGAUGACAGUGGCCAUACUCUUGGGAAAGUUGUCACGAAGCCACCUCAUCCCAUCCGACUGCAGUGGGAGAUGAACGAGGAGUGUGUCGAGGUGAUUGAGACAAGCCUUGCCCAGGCGACCAAGCUUCUCAAUGACGUAGAUCUGCACUUGUUAGUCCAUGAUGAAUUUGGUAAAGGCUUCAUGAAGAAGUCCAGAACAAGUCCUGAUGCAUUUAUACAGUUAGCUCUGCAACUUGCGUACUUCAGGGAUGCUGGGAAGUUUUGCCUGACAUAUGAAGCAUCAAUGACCAGGUUCUUCCGUGAAGGACGGACAGAGACUGUCAGGUCCUGCACCAAUGAGUCCUCAGCCUUCGCUAAAGCUAUGGAGGACACCACCAAAACCAACAAAGAGCGUAUCGCCCUUAUGAAGGAAGCAGCCAAUUCUCACCAGGAUGGCUACCGUGACGCCAUGUCUGGCAAGGGCAUCGACCGCCAUUUGUUCUGUCUGUAUGUCGUCUCAAAGUAUCUUGGCAUCGAGACGCCAUUCCUGAAGGAGGUACUCAGCGAGCCAUGGAGGCUUUCAACCAGCCAGACCCCACAUCAGCAGACGGACAAACUCGACUUGGUGAAACAUCCUAACUACAUCUCGGCCGGCGGAGGAUUUGGUCCAGUUGCUGACGAUGGUUAUGGCGUGUCCUAUAUCAUCGCUGGGGAAGACUGUAUAUUCUUCCAUAUCUCAUGCAAAAACAGUUGUUCAACGACGAAUUCUCUGAGGUUUGGAAAAGUAAUCAAGAAAUCUCUCGCCGACAUCAAAGCCUUAUUCGAAGAGAAUUGAUGACCAAGAUUCCUAGGGAUUAUUGUGUAAAUAUGAAUUGCCAAUGUCAAAUCCAGUACUAAAAGACUAGACAUUCCAGAUCGGAUAUUAUGCAAAUCGGAUGAUAAUGGAUAAUGGACAACUCAUGCAAGUCUGUUGGCGGCGUUCAGUUGUUGAGAACCAAAGGAUUUUUUAACAAUUAUUCAAAGUUUACUGAAUGAUGCAUGUACAGAUAUAUACCAAUAUGUCAAUGGAUGGAGAUAAGUUUAGAUCAUUCUAGAGUCAUUGUAUUUGGAUAAAUCAGCUGUAAGAGUCAUGAAAAUAUUUUAUUGUUACAUUUUAGAUCUAUCAUAGCAGUUAAAACGAUACUCUUGCUGAUUUCUUGCAGGUGUCAGAUUUACAAUCUCCUCGCCACAUUCCUGUCAAUGUGGCCAACAAGUCCUGAUAUGUCUGCUAGAUCACCCCGUUACGAUUAACCUCCGAUAUAUGUUUUCAUGAUCUCUUACUGGCAUCGUUAAAAUAUGUUUAAAUUGUUAGUUAUUUACACCAAAAAGUUAAAUGUUACAAAGAGUGGGCAUAUAAGUAUUGUUAUGAAAUAUAGGGAAAUUGGUGAAAAGGGAGUGUCUUAUCGGUGGUCAUUUUAUUGUGUGCAUAACACAGUAGAGUCUGCCUUUAGAUGAGCAGCCUAUGUAGGUCUGCUGGGUAGAUCAUAUCAACUUCUCAACCCUCUGGCUGCUAAUGCUCAACAUGCCAGAUGUUGAAGUUAGUGAGUGCAUCAACAUAAAAUACCAAAAUGUCCGUUGGCAAACAAAAGAUGAGGUGGAAAUGUAUCUGUGUGCAUGUGCUACCAAUAUGACAGAGGUUUCAUUUUCAACAGUCCGAGUUAGUCAAAAAAUCUCAAUACAACUUCUUGUUGCAUUUCUCAUUCCGUUUUAAUAGCAUUAGUAGUGCUGUUUGCAAGUGACCUCUCUGGUUGUGUGUUGUCUCAUAUACUUCUACAACUGUCCUAGAAUACGACGUGCAUUUGGCGUGCAUUGUCAUUGCAUCAUCUUGUUUUUCUCACUGACAUCUACCAUCUUCAUGGCUUUAGGUUGUGUAGCGUGGUAGAAGUCAAAGCUUGUCUGUCAGAUUGUGCACAGCACGUCAGUUACAUGUGUGUUUGAAGUUUUUACAGGAGGAUGUGUACUAAUAGGUUUGGUGUAUAUAAUACUUUUAUUAGAGAAGCAUAUCAUUGCGAUGUUUUAAGAUCUUUUUGGGAAUAAAACACAGGUUUUAGA